Molecule: messenger RNA, 1215 nt
Organism: Bipolaris maydis ATCC 48331
Lineage: Eukaryota; Fungi; Ascomycota; Dothideomycetes; Pleosporales; Pleosporaceae
Source: RefSeq, a predicted model, not a curated record
AUGACAUCGAAUGGAUUGCCCGUGCCCGCUCAGAACAGCAACUACAUGGAAAAUGGCCGCUGGUAUCAUGGCUUCCGGAGAGGGCUUUACAUGUACCCGUGCGACGAGCCAGAAAAGGAUCGCAUGGACAUCUACCACCAGUUUUUCGCCGUAGCACGGAGAGGCCAGCUGCAUCAGGCUCCCGUGCCCUCAGAGCCACAUCUGCAGCCCCGCAUCCUCGACGUAGGCUGUGGGACAGGCAUCUGGGCAAUUGACAUGGCCGACAAGUACCUAAACGCCGAGGUCCUAGGAUUAGAUCUGGUCAACAUCCAGCCCGAGAAAAUCCCCCCGAACCUGCGGUUCCGUGUACCACGCGAUUACGAGAGCCCCUGGACGCUGGGCGAGGAUUCGUGGGAUCUCAUCCAUCUGCGAAUGGCCUGCGGCAGCGUCGAGAGCUGGCCAGAGCUGUACCAAAAAAUCUACACUCACCUCAAACCAGGCACGGGCUGGAUAGAACAUAUUGAAAUCGACAUGGAGCCCCGCUGCGACGACUACACGCUCCCACCUGACAGCAUGCUUCGCAAGUGGUAUGGUUGGCUGGCUGAUGCCACGCAACGAGCUUACCGCCCCAUCGCAUACGAACAUCGCACUCGGCAGCUCCUGCAGGCCGCCGGCUUCAUUGAUAUCCAGGAGACUGUGAUUCGCGUGCCCUACAACACAUGGCCCAAUGACCCGCACCAGAAGGAUAUUGGCAGGUGGUACAACUUGGGCUUGACCGAGGGCCUGGAGGCGCUAACCUUUGCACCUCUGACCAGAGUCUAUCAUUGGGACCUCAAUGCCCACGUACGGCCAAUUGUCGAGGGCGUGCGCAGGGAGCUCUGCAACCGGAAAAUCCAUGCGUACAACAACAUCCACAUUUGGACUGCCCGUCGGCCUCAGCAAUAGAAGCGGGCACGACGCUUGCAGCGAUGCGUUUGACGGAUGGUGUGGCCAGCGGGGGGUGUGUGUGUGCCUAGAAGUGCACAUUUCGGCGACAUCACACAACCCGCGGCCAGGCAGCACCGACUAGUCUGCAGCCAAAGCCCCGGAAGUUCUACGCAGUGCCUCGACGCACCCACGCCCCGUUACGCCUAGACGUUGUUUUCUUCUUUUGGCGUUUUCUGGAUGUUGUGCAUUCGGCAAAACAUUCUCCGCUUCCCUUUGGCCGAGGGAACCUCAAGGCCGGGCCGACGAAGC